Microstroma glucosiphilum is the source of this 6960-nucleotide messenger RNA. RefSeq lists its product as hypothetical. The transcript has a single exon. Gene Ontology annotation, molecular function: guanyl-nucleotide exchange factor activity. Gene Ontology annotation, biological process: regulation of ARF protein signal transduction. Lineage: Eukaryota; Fungi; Basidiomycota; Exobasidiomycetes; Microstromatales; Microstromataceae. The record is from RefSeq and is a predicted model, not a curated record. Bases 1 to 6960 code for a protein of 2319 amino acids.
AUGGCUAGCAUGGCCUCAUCUCCGGGCCUCUCAAAGUACCGUAUUCAGCCUAACGACGAUGCCGAGCAGCAGCAGCAGCAGCAACAGAGCGAUGAGACAGAUGGCAGAGGCCCUGAGGAUCACCUGCUCACGCCGGCCAGAGGAGCGCAGCCCUUGGAGAGGAUACCCAGCAAUUCGACCAGACUCAAUGCCAUCGCGAGACUGAAGCGAGCAGCCUCGAACCGCGAGGUCAAAGGCACUGCCGGUGGCGAUGAGAGCCCAACCUCAGCACGAAUCAAUCUAGCUCAAUUGUCACCAUCGUCGUCAGCAUCGCGACUUGCACCCGAGCAGAGUCCAGAUCAACCUAGGCGGGUGCAGCUAGCCCCGUCUCCAGUACAACCUCACACUCUUCUUGCCUCACCAUCCUCUAAUCGAACAGCGCUCCAGCCCUCUCCAUCACCCAAUAGGCUCCUGGAGCCUGGCCGACCUACACACUCCGGCGCAACCUCACCAGCCCACGCAAUGUCUCUUUCCCGAUCGGCUUCCGCUUCGAGAGCGGAAGCCAAUCGCUCGCCACUCCCCUCGUUGGAACAGCUACGUUCUAGGAUUCUUCAAGAACGGCUUACCGCAGGCCUCCAAAGAAGUGCCAGCGCCGGCGCGGCCAAUGCGGCUAGCGCUGCUGCGAGAGCAUAUGCGUUGAAGAAGCUGCUAGGCCACGAUCCCGACAGAGAUGGCGCAACGAGCCCAGUCAGUGACUCUGGCGGAAAGCUCAGCGAUCAUGAUGAAGAGGAUACGGAUGACGACGACGAGCUUGAAGAUGGGCAAGCAGUCAAUUCUCCUCCAGCAGCCUUGCGUGCGUCCAGACGCGGGAUGGGAAGUAUCUACCUGCGCCCCCCUACCUUCAGCAGCAGUCCUUCUAGCAAACACUUGCUUCGGCGCAGCCGUACGAUCUCCGGCCUGAGUCAGAGGGCUGAUGACGAACGCAAAGCCGCCUUCGCCCAAGGCCUCAGUCCAUCAUCAGAAGGACAACCGCCCUCUCCUGGCUACCUAAAGAAGAAAAGGAUGAGCAGGCUGCCACAAAGACGAGAGGUAGGAGAACUAAUUCGGCUGGCAGAAGUACCGUUGCCAGGAGGCAGCUCCGCUGAAAACAGUUCGCCGCUCACACCAGCCCGAUCUCGAACGGCGACGAGAGCGUCUCGAACGCAUGCCGCAAGUGACCAAGAGGACGAAGCCGAGUCUUCUGCGCAGAACAUCUCUCAAUCAUCUCUCGUCCGAGAACCAUCGCAGAGAGAAAUGGCCCGUACGCAGAUGAUGCGGAAGCUGAGCGGCCGGCGGCUGGGAGGACCAUCGCCAGUGCCACCGCCCGAAACCCCUCAGCUUCAGCAGCAGUACACUGAAGCGGGCUGGGGUAGUAGAGGCAGCCGCGAAAUGGGAGGUGCUGCUGAACAGACUUUUCAUGAGGACGAAAAAACUCCUCCAGCGGCACUCGGAGAAGACGCCGACAAUGCUGCCAUACCUGUAUACCCCUUCACGCAGCUGCCGCAGACACCCUUCAAAAGCGCAGCAAUCACAGGAGCUGCAAAUGCGCAACUCACACCAGAGCAGCAGAUGACUUUCCUGCAGAUGCAGCAAGUCCUGCAACAGCAGCAAUUACAGCUCUCUGCCAGUGGCCAGGGCCAAUCUGUAUCUCCCAGCCAGCACCGCGAUACUUACUCCUCUCCGACUCAGCGGAUGGUACCUCAGACUCCACAAACGAGAGGGAGACCAGCCGAGACUCCUAUGUCGUUCGACAGUGCACCAAUGAGUGUCGCAGGCUCCUCGUACGACUCUCCCACGGGCGCGAAUCUGAUCCCGUCAAUGCAUUUCGUGGGAGAAGCUGGGCUUGCAAGCGACCGGUUCGCUCAACUCAAUCUGCUCAGAGGUCCUGAUCAGCCGCUGGUGGACGGGCGGAGAGGAUCGGCGGGUCGAGUGAGGGCACAGGCCUCGCUGCAAGACUGGCCGAGCUCACCUACCAAUUCCUCACUAGGAUACGGUGAGAGCAUGCACUCCAGAUUCAACUCUGUAGAAUCACAUGGAGAUGCCGCUAUCUCAGAAGAGGAGGAGGAGGCCAAUGGCUCAGGUGAUACUAGGUUGGGGCUCGAGAAUAUGAUGCGGACCGGAGAUCCUGAUGCCACUCUACCCGUGGAAGGGUCUACUAGUCUGGAUCCCUCAUAUCCUUCUGGGAACGCCCCUAAGCAGGCUAACGCCUUGCAGCUUCUGCCACAGAGCUUCGCCACAAGAAGUGGAGCUACAUCUGAGUAUACACUUUCCCCUGACCUCCGCAACAACUCGGCGGGAGGCUCUCGGGCCGCGUCAAGAGGGGAUGGCGAUAAUGUGACGUUUGGGCCGGCUGCUGGAGAUGACAGGGCUGCAGCAACGAACGAUCACUACGGGCAGCGAAUUGACAACAUUAAUAGCGCAGCCAAGGAUAGCGUCAGCACGGGCAUUGUACCCUCGCAAAAGUUUGCCAGAGACAGAUCUGCUCAAGGAGGUGGCUCGGAUGCAAGCGCUCAGGAGCAGAAAAGUAGACAUGCGCCCGCGCGACUACAGCUGCACGAGGUCCCUUCACAAAGACUUUCGACUCAGCGUGCAGGAUCACUUCCUGCGUCUCCCGGUAUUGCUACACCAACGUCGGACUUGAAUGAUGCUGAUCGUGUCGUUGCUUGGAGGAGGUGGAUGAAGGCUCAGGGGCUGUCGACCGAGGAUCAUCAGAAGGCCUCUGCACAACACCCAGUCAGGACGGCUUCAGACACUACCAGCGCUGCUGUGCCCCUUCUGACGACGGACAUGGGCGGUAAUUCGAGUCUUGGAAGGCUCGAGCAUGAUCUGGCGAUCUCACCGACUCUCAUGAAGGAGUUGCAGCUCAAUCUCGACUGGCCUGGCUCUGGGCCGCCCCCGCCCCCGGUCUCCAAGGGCUCUCGUCCCAGCACAAGACAGGGAUCGUCCCAUGACGGCUAUCCUGAUCUUCCAACGCCGACAGGCUUCGUUCGUCAGGCGAAUGGAUCACUAUUUCGCGAGGAAGACUUUGGCUUGAAACCCUCUCCUCCCGUCGCUGCCGUCUUGCCGCCCCAGGGCUCCAGGACCAGGCUGCAGAGGACCGGCAGCGGGAAAAGGAAAGCUCCGCCUGUCUUUGAUGCCGAGGAAGGUAGGGUCCUCCCGCACCACUCGGGUGGGGGCAGCCAGUCGAGUGCCCGCAGCACCCCUUUCUUGAGUCCAAAUUCGAGCGUGGACGUGCCCCGGGUCCCCACAUCCAACGCGAUCCCUGAGUCAGAGAACCAAGCGCGGGCUGGCAUCGGUCGUGGACCUGCGAACAGCCCCUUUGACACGCGAGGACAGAACACAUCCCUGGCAUCACCGUCUGCUGGAGAGCCCAGGGUCUUGUCUCCACCUGCACUGUCCCGCAAUGUCUCCGGCGCAGAGUAUGCUGGUACCUUGACAUCGCAGCAGCCUUACCGACGACCUCAGCCGUCGCCUUUGGCUGGCACUGCCUCUGAAGAGUCGCAGUCUCACGAUCAGUCUGCCAAAUUCAGUGCCACGCGUCUUCCUUCCGCUACGGAUGGCUCAGCAGACGCAGGAUAUGCCAAUGACAAGCUCACGCCCUUUCCUGGCCUAUUGCGCAACGCUUCGUCGGGCGGAGCUCAAAGUGGUAGCAGCCACAGUUUAGACUCAUUUGGUGGCCCUAUCGCUGACGACAGAGCCGACAUGCGAUCUGCGUCAGCUACGCUGCUGUCCACCUCGCCAAUGACUUCGCCUGCUGGAAGUUCGCUGCAACGAGCCGGCACGACCACAGCUGCUUCGACCCGCACCAACGCGACAUUCGGCCCCAUCCCGCGUUUCCAUAAGACGUCGCGCAGCCUGGCGCAGACCGUUACUCCCUGGGUGCCAAUUGGGGAGGAGGGUGCCGAGGGCAACAGCUCGAGCCUCCUCGGCUCCUCAUCAGCUUCGACGACGACACCGGGUGACGACAGGUCUCGAAGCGUCUCUCCGCAAAUAGGUCUGUUCGGCUCUCUUCGACGGAAAGCCUCCAAUGCAGUACGUAAGGGAAGCAUGAGGACGAGGAAAGGGUCAGAGCCGCCUGACGGGUCGGGUGUCGUGGAGGCAGAAAGUUCCAGAUCACCUCCUGUGGCCGCAGCUUCUCUCCCUCGUGUACAACCUGCUGCAUUGGGUCGAAAGACAUCCGUCGCAGACAGACCGAUGGCCAAGAGGACGGGACAGCAAGUGACGUUUGCGCCCAGCCCGGUUCUGGCAGAGCAUGGUGGAACGGCCAUUGCCAGAGAGGCGGUUGACAAUGCCUCAGCACGUCUAGAGACCUUCAACCGCUUCGAUGUUAGGCCGCUAGAAACAUCUCGAUCGGCACCCAUUGUGAUCAGUCCCGAGCCAGUCUCGUCCACUGUAAGAGGGGUGCCGCUCUCUUCGCAGCCGGGGCAACAGUCAACGAUUCCUCGGAUCCAGAUGCACUCUCGCAACACUUCGAUCAGUUCAGUCUCUUCCAGUACUCGAGAAGAGCCAGAUGCUUCCUCCAAGCCCAAGCAAGUCUUGCCAGUCGGAGAUGAGUCGCUGGACUCUGGUCUAACAGAAGCUAGACCGAUAGGAUUGCUCCCUCUCACGGCAACCUCAGAGCUCGGAAGCAAUGCAGCAGCUAUGCUCCACCGUUACAGCCGAGUCUUGACCUCGACUACAAAGACCGAUCUCACAUCGUCCGAUGUACCUCCCGGUUUGACUGCACAGGACGUUGACUCGCCUCCCCGGCACUUCCUCCAAACUUCGCCUGUCUUCCAAAUUGUCAACUCUUCGACAGUCAAAGAUCGCUUCCUGAUCUUAUUCAACGACAUCCUAGUCGUGGCCAAGCCAAUUGCACCUCCGCCUGGAGAAGCAGACUUGGGCAGCUCCACUGCGUCGCCGCUACCUAGCAUCAGAUGGACAUUCGCUGUUAAAAACAUUAUGGAGCUACGCCACUGCACUCUCACUGUGCCAAAGGAGCAACGAAGCCGCCCGAAGCCUCACCCCCUUCAGCAAGUCUUCGUGGAAGCUUUCACUCGAGACGCUGAAGGCGCAAUUGUUGACAUCAUCAAGCGAAGUGGUCUCCCCAACCAGCCUGCCACGAUCGCUCAGCUCCUCGUCCAUACGCCCGAGCUAGACCGAAUUGCUCUGACGGAAUACAUCUGUGCACCGGACAGACGAAACGUCAUGGAGGCCUUUGUGAAGCUGCAGAAAGUGACAGGCGUCUCGAUCGAGAGCUCGCUGAGGAUGGUCAUGAUGGAGAUUCGCUUCCCAGAUGACUCUGCGGCGUUUGAGGCUCUGUUAAUGACCUUUGCUUCACAUUGGGUCAGCGAGAACAAGCAUCUCAUCAAGAGAACCUUCAGUGAGCGGUUGGCUGCAGACCUGACGUUUGCCAUCAUGGCUCUCAAUGAUGCUAUGCAUUGUCGACCAGCUGAGGGGGAUGAAGGCGCAAGAUCUCCAAUUGAGCAAGAUUAUGAGGCGCCCGGCAUCUUCAGCGAGGCGUUGCCAAGCCUGAGCCAAGGAGCAUUCAUUGCUGCCUUCCGAGACCAGGACCCAGCCAUGACUCUGUCGGAUCGCACACUGCUGCGAAUCUAUUCGAGCGUAUGUGCCGAGCCCAUCCAACAAGGACUCGACCGCUCGGAGGCCAGUGUCCGUAAAGCUGUUCGAGUCCACGGGGCAGGACUGCCUCUGAAGCUCGUCUAUGGCGUGCCUUCUGAGCCCAUUGUCGUCUCUAUCUCUGCGGUCGACCCGGACUUUUCGAUCCGUCUGUAUGGCUCAGACCUCACUUUCGACCCUCCCAUCCUCUCCUUUGCUGAAGAGACCACACGUUCUUUCACAAUUACCAGCAAGACCCUUGGAGUACGCCAGGCAGUCUUUGUUCGCAGCGGACGAUCUGCAAGAUUCUACUUUGGCUCCGUGUUAGCUUCGGACGCGUCUGAAGGCCUGAAGGCAGCUGUAGCCAGGGGAGACGUGAGCGAUCUACCUCGCGCGACAUCUUUCAUGGUGGAGCGCGCCUUCAUGAAGAACAAUUUCACCCUGUCUCUCGCUAUGGGUCCUUCGGGCCUUGCAUCUCCUGCAAUUUCUGCCUCGCAGGGUGGGAAGACGGUGCGCAAAUUCAUGUUCAGCGUGGAAGAUGCUGCAGCGAAGGACAAGUGGGCGAAGAGGCUUCAGACUGCCAUCCUAGAGUCUCAACGCAAGCGGGCGCAAACGCAAUUGGAGCUCGAUGGCAGUCUUGGAGCUGACGUCGCCAAGCAGGCUAGAGCGAAUCGGGCUGCAAAUGCAAUGGCAUUGCAUGUACUCAGACAGGCUCUGAUCUCACCCGAUGCUGCGAGCCAAUUGGCAGGUGCGAAUGCGGGAGAUGCACUCCACCGUAGCGCCUCCACUGCCACGCCCGCUUCUCGUACAGGUGCAGGCACUGCCGUUAGCAGUAGCAACCCGCUCCUCUCGAGCAGCCGAGUCGCUCCUCCAUCCGCCGCCGACGUUGGAUUGAAUCGAAGCAAGACGUACGCUCCUGGCAGUGCCACGGGUCCACUUCGCAAUCUUCCUUCGCACAUGAUAGCCGCGCAGCAGCAGCCCCUGGACAGGAACGUGUCCGUCUCACGACACUACUAUGCCCCGCAGACGGGAGCUGGACGCGCAGAGCGAGAUCUCCUCGCGCCUCCCUCUGGCGCAAAGGGUGGCGGAGGCGCUCCGGCCAGUCCAGCCUCUUCCGCUAUCGACCUGUCCCUCACCGGUCCCGACCCAGAGGCCGAAGGACAGAUCGGCAGGGGUGGCAUCACCAGUCUGGCGCGAGCGGAACUUCUGCGCAGGGGUAGCGCAGAUGCUGCUGCUGGUCCUUCCUCGACAAUGGAAGUAGCAGGGAUCAGCGGAGAGGAGCUGUUGACGGUGUGUGCGCAAAACAGCUUACUGCCGGUUGUACUACAGAGGAGAGGAGGAGCGUAG